Messenger RNA from Exophiala aquamarina CBS 119918, 4890 nucleotides. Its product is annotated as ATPase. NCBI's taxonomy places the organism in Eukaryota, Fungi, Ascomycota, Eurotiomycetes, Chaetothyriales, Herpotrichiellaceae. The record is from RefSeq and is a predicted model, not a curated record. The transcript is spliced from 2 exons. Gene Ontology annotation, cellular component: membrane; intracellular membrane-bounded organelle. Bases 1 to 4890 code for a protein of 1629 amino acids. Gene Ontology annotation, biological process: lipid transport; transmembrane transport. Gene Ontology annotation, molecular function: ATP hydrolysis activity; ABC-type transporter activity; lipid carrier activity.
AUGGCUCUCUUCGUGCGCCAGGUGAUAACUCUAACACUGAAGAACAUACUCAUUACUUUUCUUCGACACUGGUUCUCAACCACUCUUCGAGCUUUCCUCCUGCCCGUUAUCUUCGUAGGAUUUUUGUCGUAUGCUCGCUACCUCUUUAUCCCGCCGUCGGUCUAUGGCAUUGGGGAAGCCACUCAAAUUCGAAGUGUUGCCUCUGCCCUCGAGCUCGUAUCUGGUGGAAGAGAUAAACUCGUGUUUGUGGACAGUGGCUUCUCUGGUGGCGCUAUCAAUUCCGUCAUCGACCAAGUGGUUGCCGAAACUGGCUCGUUUGGUGGGAGCAUUGAGAGACUGUCACAAGAGGAGGAUCUUUUGACGACAUGCCGGAAUUCUAUUCGAGGAACUUCAACCUGCAUAGCUGGCGCCGUUUUCUUUUCAUCCCCAACUGAAGGAGAUGGUGGUCUUUGGAAUUACUCAAUUCGAGCUGAUGGUGGUCUUGCCCGAGAAAUUGUGACCGACUCUUCGAAAAAUGAUGUUGAGAUCUACUUACUUCCUUUGCAGCAUGCCAUAGACCGUGCUAUAUCCCAGGUGGAGAAUGGUAGCAAUGGUGCUACGAUCUUGGCUGAAGCUGUUCAGGAGUACCCUUAUACCUCACUCACGAAAGAACAGCGGCAAGCCCGCAUUCGCACCAGAUACAUGGGUGGCAUCAUUGAUAUCCUGGCAGUUGCUUUCUUCAUUGGGAUUGUCGGUGUGACAUAUCAGCUGACUGGCAUUAUUGCGACGGAAAGAGAGAUUGGGAUGGCACAACUACUGGACUGCAUGAUGCCAAAUUCCAAGAGAUGGCAACCACAAAUGGCAAGAAUUCUUUCGAACCAUCUUGCGUUCGACCUGCUAUAUGGGCCGGGUUGGAUUAUCAUGGCCAUCAUUCUUUCUGUGAGCGUCUUCUCUAAUACCUCCGCUGCAAUUGUCAUCAUUUUCCACAUCCUGUCUGGUCUCGCCAUGUCGUCCUUAUCGAUAUUUGGGGCGGCAUUCUUCAAAAAGGCACAACUGAGUGGCAUUACCUCAGUUAUCAUCAGUCUGCUGUUGGCCAUCGUGGCUCAAGUUGCGUCCAAGGGUGGAACAGCCUCUGUUGCUCUUCUUUCCUUAAUCUUUCCACCUAUGAACUAUGUCUACUUCACCAUAUUCAUGGCACGUUGGGAAAGACAGGAUCUCGCGACGAAUCUUGUCAAGAAAGCGCCGGAAAACACUUCAUCUUUGCCUGGGAUCGCUCUGUGGAUCUUCUCUAUUAUUCAAAUCAUUGUAUUCCCUAUUAUUGGUGCUUAUGUGGAACGCACACUUUAUGGUACUGCAUCCAAGAGUCGCAAAACUACCUUCUCAGACUCUAUCACGGCAGUCUCGCUCGAAGGAUUUACCAAGGAAUACCGACCCUCGCAACUUGCACGACUCCGUUCCAUACUUAGCCGACGCAGCCCCAAGACCGUUCUCGCAGUUGAUACUUUGAGUUUGAAAGCUGCGAAAGGACAGAUCAUGGUCCUACUGGGUGCAAAUGGCAGUGGUAAAUCGACGACAUUGGAUGCGGUUGCAGGGCUCCAUUCCAUCACUUCUGGAGAUAUUACCGUCAACUACCCCGAAGCUAAUACCGGGCUAGGACUGUGUCCUCAAAAGAAUGUUCUUUGGGAUGACCUCACCGUCGAAGAACACGUACGUAUUUUCAAUCGACUGAAGAGCAAGACGCCUUCGACAAAAGAAGAGAACCACCAUCUUCUUGGCCAGUGUGACAUAAAGUCAAAGAUGCGGGCCAUGUCAAAGACGCUGUCCGGAGGCCAGAAGCGCAAGCUCCAACUCGCGAUGAUGUUUACUGGCGGGUCGCGAGUAUGUUGCAUCGAUGAGGUUUCUUCUGGGCUUGAUCCUCUAUCUAGAAGGAAGAUCUGGGACAUACUGCUCACUGAACGUGGCAAUCGAUCCAUCAUACUCACUACUCAUUUUCUUGAUGAGGCCGAGCUACUUGCAGAUCAUAUUGCAAUUUUGUCCAAAGGUUCUCUGAAAGCCUCCGGAACUUCCGUGGAGCUGAAGCACAAGCUGGGAUCCGGCUAUCGUGUACAUGUCUACAAGACUCAUGGCGGUGUUGAAUUGCCGAAUUAUAACGACGUCGAUCAAGUCUCGCGCCGCGAUCAGACUAUAUACAAGCUUACCAAUUCCGGGAAAACCGCAGACUUUCUUGGUCGCAUCGAAGCCGCUGGCCUCUCUGAAUACCAGGUUAAUGGCCCAACAAUUGAAGAUGUCUUCCUCAAAGUCGCCGAAGAAGUCAGAAAUCCAUAUUCUGUGGAGAGGACGGAUGCCGCGGGAAAUGACCAGCUACAAGAGACUGGAAGUCGUAGUAGCGGGGGUGAAGCAGCGAACGAUGGCGAGAAGAAUCUUCCCGUGCUUGUUGUUCAAGACUCCACAUUAGCCAAUGUCCCAAAACUGCUCGACGGUCGACGAAUCAGCAUGCCACGACAAGCUGUGGUUCUGUUCUCAAAGAGGCUGGUUGUACUUCGCCGCAACACCCUGCCUUACCUGGCCGCCCUACUCAUUCCCAUCAUUGCAGCAGGUCUCGUGACACUAUUCCUCAAGAAUUUUGAAAAGGCAGGCUGCAGCCCUGAACAAACGGUUGAUAUAUCAGACAUCAUCUCACUCUCAACACAAAUCGAUUAUCAAUUGGUAGCUGGACCAAGAGACCGUCUUGGACAGGAAUCAAUUCAAACUUUUGCAGCUUCUCUGGCCGGUAGUUCUGGAGCCGCCAGUGUUGCCGAGAACCUUACUCAACUGCUUGAUUCUCUUCAUUUCGUGGACACCCUAGAUGAAUUCAAUGAUUACAUUGGCACUAAUUUUGCCAACGUUACCCCUGGGGGUUUCUUUCUUGGAGAUGAUUCAUCGGCGCCCACCUUUGCUUGGCGCGGAAAUGGAGACAUUGCGUUCUCUGUCAUCAUCCAGAAUGCACUGGACACGCUCUUGACCAAUGUAUCCAUCUCGAACCAGUACCAAGCCUUCGAUACUCCCUGGCCGCAAGAUGUUGGGAAAGCGCUUCAGUUGAUAACAUACUUCGGGCUGGCAAUGUCUGUCUAUCCUUCAUUCUUCGCGCUCUACCCCACCGUCGAGCGGUUGCGUAAUGUCAGGGGUUUGCAUUACAGCAAUGGCGUCCGUUCAGCACCGCUUUGGCUUGCUUAUACAGCGUUCGACUUUGUGAUUGUUCUUGUCACCAGCGCCAUCUCCAUCAUCAUUUUCCGGGCUGUCAGCAAUGCUUGGUAUCAUAUCGAGUAUCUCUUCGUCGUCUUCUUCCUUUAUGGCCUAGCGUCGACCUUAUUGUCGUAUGUGAUCUCGCUCUUCUCAAGAUCGCAACUGGCAGCGUUUGCUUUCGCCGCUGGAGGACAAGCCGUGAUGUUUCUGCUUUACUUCAUCGCAUAUAUGAGUGUCCUGACAUACUCUCCGGUUGAGAAAAUUGACAGCUAUGUCAAUAUCUGCCAUUUUGCGAUUGCAUCAAUAUCGCCAGUGGCAAAUUUGACAAGAGCUCUUUUUGUCACACUGAACAUAUUUUCGGUUACGUGCAGAGGUCGGGAGUAUGCGUCCGACCCUGGUUCAAUGACUGUGUUCGGCGGACCAAUCUUGUACUUGAUCCUACAGUCGUUUGCAUUGUUCGGCCUACUGCUUUGGUGGGACUCGGGUCCCCUGUUGCGAAGAUGGCGUGGUAAGCAACUAGAAGAAGAGGUCGAAGAGAAAGACACUGUUGAAGCCGAAGUCUCCAACGAGCUCGCCCGUGUAAGUUCCUCGCAAGACGGACUACGCGUCCUCAAUCUCUCCAAGCGAUUCGGUAAGAAUCUUGCAGUCAACAACGUCACAUUCGGAGUUCCUAGAAGCGAGGUCUUUGCCUUGCUCGGACCAAACGGAGCGGGCAAAUCGACUACUAUAUCUCUCAUCCGAGGCGACAUCCAGCCUUCACGCCGGGGGGGUGAUAUUCUCGUUGAUAGCGUAUCUGUCAUUCGCCAUCGAGCUCAAGCUCGAUCACGGCUUGGCGUUUGUCCUCAAUUCGAUGCUAUGGAUACUAUGACUGUGUCAGAGCACCUCCACUUUUACGCCAAAGUUCGGGGUGUCAAUGAUCCGCGGCAUAAUGUCGACGCAGUGAUGCGAGCCGUGGGACUAGAACAAUAUGCGGAUCGCAUGGCUGCCAAGCUGUCUGGAGGCAACAAGCGGAAGCUGUCACUUGGUAUCGCUCUGAUGGGUAAUCCCAGUGUACUCCUGCUCGAUGAGCCUUCAUCCGGGAUGGACGCAGCGAGCAAGCGCGUGAUGUGGCGAACAUUGGAAUCGGUAAUACCAGGGCGAUCGCUCGUGCUUACUACACACUCAAUGGAGGAAGCUGAUGCGUUAGCAACACGUGCUGGCAUCAUGGCAGGGAGAAUGCUUGCGCUGGGCACGACAGAAAGCCUACGCCGAAAGCACGGAGAUGCGUAUUACGUGCAUCUGGUCCACAAGCACGCCCCACAUGCUUCGGCAGAGGACAUGCAACGUAUCCGCGACUGGAUCCUUGCGACUUUCCCAGACGCAGACGUUGAGAGCAAGAUAUACGCUGGUCAAAUCCGGUUUUCUGUUCCCACGGGCACUUUGCGAUCUCAAGAUGAAGACGCGAUCAGCAUUCCUGGAUCCGGCAUUGCACUGUUAUUCACCGCACUGGAGAAAAGUAAGGCUGAGCUUCAAAUUGAGUAUUACAGCGUCAGUCGAGCUACAUUGGAUCAGGUAUUUUUGAAUAUUGUCGGCAAACACAACGUCGAGGAGGAAGGCGCUGAACACCAGGAUUUUAGUAGUCAGGAGAAUAAGUGGGUAUCUGGACUUCUUGCAAAGUUUCGCUUGCGGGCGAGGAAACCCCGGAGAUAG